Botrytis fragariae is the source of this 2685-nucleotide messenger RNA. RefSeq lists its product as uncharacterized. The record is from RefSeq and is a predicted model, not a curated record. NCBI's taxonomy places the organism in Eukaryota, Fungi, Ascomycota, Leotiomycetes, Helotiales, Sclerotiniaceae. The transcript is spliced from 3 exons. The coding region runs from base 1 to 2685 and encodes 894 amino acids.
AUGGCUUCCAGAAUAAAAGAUUGGAUCUUGAAAAGGUUACCAUCGACAAACGAUGCUCAAAAUUUAAGAGGAAAUCAAUGUCAAAAAGCAAAAAUUUCAGAUUCACCUGUUAUCGAUACUAAAUUUAGACACCAGUUGUCAAUUGAUGAUGUACCAAAAUCUUCCAAAGCAUACGAUAGCGACGAUAGCCGUGAAGAAACGAGUAGAAGCGGUGGAAAGACUUGUACCCAAUGUGAAUCAGCAGAAGCUCCCAUAGUUCUAGAGCGUCGACAAGACACUACCAAAGCCAAGGAACAUGAUGAGAAAUGCAAAAUGGCUACAGCCGAUGGUGAUAUACAGGACUGGGGAAGAGAAUUCUCUUCAAGUAUGAUAUCUGGAUUUGUGCGGAGGUCUCCUCCUUUUUUGCAACGAAAAAUAUCUAAUGUUUUGCGGUCGCUGCCUCGCCCUAUCUCUAUAGAGUGUCCCGAUUCAAUACACACAUUGCCGAAGCUACCCAACUCGGCCCAUUCCCUCCAAGCGUACGAAUCUUUACCAAUGCCUGUACAGUCUGUGCAAAAUCAUAAACGGCACUCAUCUCGUUCCCCUACUUCAUACAUCGAUGUCUUAGAUGCGCAUGACAGUUUGAAAGGUGGACGAGGGAAUUCCAGGAAUCGAGCGAUGGCUGCUGGAGUAAGAAUUUAUGGGGAAAAUGUAGCGAAUCGAACUUUGGCCAUGGAGAAUUCUCAAGCAGAUCCUAGCAAUCCCCAGUUUAGCUAUUUGAGAUUGGGAUGCUAUGGUGUGGCUGAGACUGAAGGGUCUAAACAUUCUAGACCUAGGCUUCCGGAGUUUAUUCCUAAAAAUGACGACACAAAGACAUCACAACAAGAUCCAUCCUACAUCCAAAGUGUAUCAGAAUCGCUUUUUUCCCUUACCGGAUCUCCACCAGAGACGAUAUUGGAUGGCACAGCUCCUGAUAGUUAUGCAAGUAACUUCGAUCGUCAUCAAGGGGAUCUAGAAACAUUACCAUACAUUUUCGAAGCAACACAUUGCACUUCAUCAAUUCGAGAGGCUCGUCGUCGAGCAUUUGUUUUUACACAAUCGCAUCCAAUCCAUUCAGUAUCACGUCGUGAAGCAUCAAAUAUUAUUAAUUCGUCAAGUAGCACUUUUCCAAUGAAGGAGACACUACGAGCCAAUUCGGUGCGGGAUCGAGACACUUCCCAUUCAACCUCUACUACCACUUCGGCGAGGCACAACCACGAUUUGUCUUCAGAAAAUGGCGUUUCUGGUACUGUCUCUGACAGAACUCCUCGAUCAAUGCCAUUGCCAUCAAAGUAUACUCCUUUUCCUACAGACAAAAAUGUAGAAACUAAAGGCAAUGGAGACGACAUGCACGUUAACGGUACCAAAUUCCCCAUUGCAGAUGGACAGAAGCAUACGUCUACGUCCUCAUCAAUGCCUGAUCAUUUUGGGAUGAAUGGCUCAUACCUUAUUGGAGAACGGGCGGAGCCCAUAGGCCUUGAAGGUGUAGUAGAUCUUAACAAUACUGUGGAUACUACUGUACACGAAAAGGUUGCACCUGCUGUUGUUCAUGAACAUAUCUUGCCGACUUCACACGAAAUUAUAACGAAAGAAAUUCAUCGAGAAAUCCAUCAACAUCAUUGGUAUCAUCGAGUUCUUCCAGUUAUCGAUACCGAGGUCUUACCAGCCAAGCAUUACGUUUAUGGCGAUGAUGGAGAUACGCUGGUUAGAAUACCUGAAUCGAUGGUACGAGGCCAUACCAUUACAGGAACCUAUAGUCGAAACUGGUCAAUUGUACAUCAACCCCCACAAGCUCCAGCUGAAGAUCCCUUCAACUCACCACUGUUUGGAGUCGAACCAGAAUUACCAAACACAAAAUACACAACACACUUUCAACCAGACUCGAAAGGCGGGCUUCAAUGGUCUCAUGUACCCGGUGAGCCCGUUAAAGUCAUGGAACGAGAGUAUAUCACUGCAGAAGGUUUCCCCCGCAAGGAAACUUGGUGGAGGUAUCCACCUGUUAUGGCGACUGCCGCUCAGGAGGCCGGUCUAACAGUACCAAUGCAUUGGAAUCAUGUACCAGCUGGUAAAGAACAAACCGUUACACAAGCACCAGUAUCGACUCCCAAAAAGGAGAAGAAGAUUAAGGAACUUCGUGAUUUGGAACAUGCGCAAGUAGCUGAAUACAACAGCAUCGAUCACAUCGAUUCCAAUAUGCAAAAGGUUCGCGAGCAAAAACUUUAUGAUGGUCUUUCAGACUCGGAUUCUAAACAUGCCCGAGAGCUCAACGGUAUGCAAUCACGUUUAGUCCCAAGAAAACCAGUUGCAAAUCAACAAACAUAUGAAAGACCACCAACUAGAGAUUCAGGAUAUGGUGGUUUGGAUGGUUCUCCUUCAUCUGCUGGAAGAGGACCAUCGCAUUAUAGAGAUACCUCAGGCUCGAGUGUAUCAAGUCUACUAGGUAGAGUACGAGGCGAGGACGGAAUAAAGUCCACCCCUGUAGAUGGAGAAGCUACCAAAUACUUACAGAGAAUGAGAGAAAAGAGACGAAGUUCAGGUGCUUCUUCAGGCACUACCUCUAGGUCUUGGGGUAGAAGAAGUGAGGAUUUUCAAAGAGGUCCAAAUUUUACCUUGCCCGAGAGACCAAAAAAGCCUGAACAUCAUUUUGGUGCUCCAACGGCAUUGUAA